UGUGCCAGAGACAGUCAUUUUCGCUGCGAGUCUGCCAUUCAGCUGGUUUCCGCUUCCGGUUCCGUGCGAGUUCUUUGGCCAGUAACCUGUGGUUGUGCACCUUUUUCUAACGACUUUUGUAAACACCCACAUUUUUGAUGAAUAAAAAACCCAAGCACAACGUAUUUUUCUAAACAUUUUAUGCAAAAAGGUUUCGGCUGCUGAAAGUCAAAGUGCAAAAUUGGCCCAGAAACAACAAGUAUAGUUCAUAAACUAGUUUCCAACUCGGUUGCAUGUGUGUGUCUGUGUGAGUGGUGUGUGUGUGUGCAAUUGAUUAAACAAAAUAAGGGUAACCUAGGCCAACUGGAAGCGGAGAGACCCCACCAAAGGCAGCGGACUAAAUUGCCAAAUCCGAAUCCGAAUCCGAAAUCCGAGUCCAAGAUCCAGUGAGAUGGGCUGCAAUACCAGCCAGGAGCUGAAGACCAAGGAUGGCGCCGCCAUGGACGCGGUCAGCAAUGGCGAACCGGAGCCGAGUGCUCCUCCCCUGGAGGGCGGCGAGUCCUCCAAGUCCUCCGCGGGCAAUCAUUCAAAUCACGCCAAAUCAAAUUCAAUUACCUCCAAUGGCGAUGCAAAGGCGGCCAACGGAGGCGGCGGCUUGAGCGGGGAGAGUGGCAAGUCGGAAGCAACAAAUGGCAUUGACCGACCCUGCGACAAGGCGGCAAUCACGGAGUUCAACGACGACGACGAGGACGAAGCAAAAGCCGCAACAAAAAUCCAAGCCGUCUUUCGGGGCCACAAAGUGAGAGAAACCAUGAAAAAAUCGGAAACCAAAACUGUGACCAACAACGGCAGUGCCGCCGGUGCAGCUCCAUCGGCAGCAGCCGCCGAGGCAGCCGCAGCCGCGGAGCCAACCAAAGCCGAACUAGAGGCUGAAUUCGAUCCCAACGACAAGGAUCUGUGCCACGCUGCAUUGAAGAUUCAGUCCACUUUCCGUGGUCACUUGGCACGCAAACUGGUCAACAAGGAUGCGCCCGAGGAUGAGGACAUCCAGGAGAUAACCAAGAAGGUGGCCGAGGAGCUGGACAUAGACCUAACCGAUCCCGAGCUCAACAAGGCUGCCACCAAAAUCCAGGCCUCGUUCCGCGGCCACAAGACCCGCAAGGAUGCCAAUCCCGAGUAAGGAGCUCGCCAGUUGAAUUUUGUUGGUCCUGGCUGGCCAAGUCACAGAUGAAGCUUAAUUAAUGCACAAAUGUGCAAGUGAAUAAAAAAUUUGGUAAAUUGUAAAUGUGUAAAAGGCCAAUCGAGAUGAGGGCACACAAUUGUAAACUUUUUAGUGAAUAUGUUUUAGCCCAAUGGCAAACCCAAAUGAUUCUCAUAAUAAUUAAAUAAACUAAGUCGAGGGCAAAGUUACAUAUUAUUUGCAAAGCUUUAAUAAAUUAAUAAUGAGAUUACCUUUUGCGGAUAAGAAAGAUAUUUACCGGAAUAUACUUGCAGCUUGUCUUGUUUAAUUACUAACCUUUAGAAUUGAACAUUUGCGUUGGUUAAUGUUUAAUUAAAUCGUAUUUUGGUUUUUGGACUUUCCAAUUAAUCCCAAGGCAGUAACUAAAGCUAAAACCAAAAGUAAACUAAAGUUAAAUUUUCAAAGAAAAAACCUGAUGUUACAAAAAGAUAAAUAAAAGGCACGAUGUUCCAUAAAAUUUAUUGUAGGAAAAUGCGAAACCAAAUAAAAGACAAAUGCAAGGAAAAUGCUGAACAAAUUUUUGGGAAAUCAUUUCCAUUUUGUCUGGCCAAUGCCAAAAGUAAAAAAUUAAUUGUACCUACAUGCGUAUGAACAUGAAUAUGAAGUAAAAACCAAAGAAACUCAAUGUUGUUUCAAAUUAAGGCAAAUUAGGGGUACCCAAGCAACAUGAUGCAGCUUCGAGACGUCAACUCAACAAUUUUUCAGCCCAAGGGCUCUAUAUUAACUGAAAGGUCAAUGAACAUGAAGAUAACUAAUCUGGUGGCACAAUUUUCGUUUUUCUACCAAGUGUAUUACAUAUUUGUCUACUUAACAAUUGAUCCUCGAGAGGGAAACUGAAAUACACACAUAUAUAUAUACCUACCUAUACAAAAGCAAAAAAAAAUGUCAUGUAUUAGAGCGAGUUGAAUUGGAAAAUAUUUUUUUUCGGCUGCGGCUGAGAAAACUGUUACCAUGUGGCAACCAAAAGCCAUUAAAGAAAUAUUUAAAAUUCAAAUCAAUUAACUACAAAGAAUUAAUAACAAGCUAAUGCAGAUAAUUGAAAUUAUAUUAGAGAUCAAAGUCAAAUUCAAAUAAAUUGCAUAAAAUUAUUACAUUUAAAAAGCAAAUGGGUAAAACCAACUAUAUGUGGAUAAAUGGAAAGAAAAGAAAACCAAAUAUAAAAGCAAACCAUAUACAAGCCGAAGAAACCAAAACAAAGAAUGUCCCAACUAAAUUUUAAUUGAGUAAUAAAAA
Messenger RNA from Drosophila suzukii, 2452 nucleotides. It is a transcript of the gene igl, whose product is annotated as IQ calmodulin-binding domain containing protein igloo. NCBI's taxonomy places the organism in Eukaryota, Metazoa, Arthropoda, Insecta, Diptera, Drosophilidae. The record is from RefSeq and is a predicted model, not a curated record. Gene Ontology annotation, molecular function: calmodulin binding.